Molecule: messenger RNA, 3204 nt
Organism: Oreochromis aureus
Lineage: Eukaryota; Metazoa; Chordata; Actinopteri; Cichliformes; Cichlidae
Gene: rfx4
Product: regulatory factor X, 4
Exons: 18
Coding region: 1-2211 (736 amino acids)
Biological process (GO): regulation of transcription by RNA polymerase II
Molecular function (GO): RNA polymerase II cis-regulatory region sequence-specific DNA binding; DNA-binding transcription factor activity, RNA polymerase II-specific
Source: RefSeq, a predicted model, not a curated record
AUGCAUUGCGGGCUGCUGGAGGAGCCUGACAUGGAUUCCACAGAGAGCUGGAUUGAAAGAUGCCUUAAUGAGAGUGAGAGUAAGCGAUACUCCAGCCACACGUCUCUGGGGAACAUGUCCAAUGAUGAACAUGAAGAAAAAGAAAAUAACAGAGCCUCGAAACCACAUUCGACACCGGCUACGCUGGAAUGGCUAGAAGAAAACUACGAGAUAGCCGAAGGUGUGUGCAUCCCCCGAAGUGCCCUCUAUAUGCAUUACCUAGACUUCAGCGAAAAGCACGACACGCAGCCUGUGAACGCGGCCAGCUUUGGAAAGAUCAUAAGGCAGCAGUUUCCAGCACUGACUACCAGACGACUGGGAACAAGAGGGCAGUCAAAGUAUCACUACUAUGGAAUAGCGGUGAAGGAGACCUCCCAGUAUUAUGACGUGAUGUACUCCAAAAAGGGAGCGGCGUGGGUGAACGAGACGGGGAAGAAAGAGGUCACGAAGCAGACAGUGGCGUAUUCACCGCGGUCCAAACUGGGGACGCUCCUGCCAGAGUUUCCAAAUGUCAAAGACCUAAAUUUGCCUGCCAGCCUGCCAGAAGAAAGGGUGUCAACCUUCAUCAUGAUGUACAGAACACACUGUCAGAGGAUACUGGACACCGUUAUUCGGGCCAACUUUGAUGAGGUCCAGAGCUUCCUGCUACACUUCUGGCAGGGCAUGCCGCCCCACAUGCUUCCUGUCCUCGGCUCCCCCACAGUGGUGAACAUCGUCGGUGUCUGUGACUCCAUCCUCUACAAGGCCAUCUCAGGGGUGCUGAUGCCCACCGUCCUGCAAGCACUGCCUGAUAGUUUAACUCAGGUCAUUCGAAAAUUUGCCAAACAGCUUGAUGAGUGGCUUAAAAUAGCACUUCAUGACCUUCCAGAGAACCUGAGGAAUAUCAAAUUUGAACUAUCGAGGAGAUUUUCUCAGAUCCUAAAGCGGCAAACAUCAUUAAACCAUCUAUGUCAGGCAUCGCGGACUGUGAUAAACAGCGCCGACAUCACCUUUCAAAUGCUGGAGGACUGGAGGAACGUGGACUUGAACAGCAUCACCAAGCAGACACUUUACACCAUGGAGGACUCGCAGGAGGAGCACAGGCAGCUUAUUAUCCACUUGUAUCAGGAGUUUGAUCGUCUGCUGGAGGAGCAGUCGCCGAUCGAGGCUUACAUCGAAUGGUUGGACUCGAUGGUGGAUCGCUGCGUUGUCAAGGUGGCGGGGAAGAGGCCCGGGAGCCUGAAGAAGGUGGCCCAACAGUUCCUGCUUAUGUGGUCGUGUUUUGGUACCAGAGUCAUCCGGGAUAUGACCCUGCACAGCGCGCCCAGCUUUGGCUCCUUUCACCUGAUCCAUCUCAUGUUUGACGACUAUGUACUUUACCUGCUGGAGUCCCUGCACUGCCAGGAGAGGGCCAACGACCUCAUGAGGGCCAUGAAAGGCGAGGGCAGCACAGCAGAGAGAGAGGAGGAAUUUACGCUGACAGAAACCGCCCCCGCCUCGCCGUCUCCGGGAUCCUACUCUCCCGCUCGGUCCGUCCACUCUGUGGGCGUCUCCUCGGCCAGCUCCCCCACAGCAGCGGUGUCCCCGGAGUACACCGGAGUACCUGCCACGACAGGCGCUGUUCAGUCAUAUACCUGGUCCCUUACAUACACAGUGACAACAGCAGGCGGGGCCGCUCCAGAGGCCGGGCAGCAGCUGUCCUGUAUGAGGAGCAGCGCUCCGGUACCCCCUCCAUCUUCUGCCCACAGGAUGCCAGUCUACACCCACAGGGAGGAGCACGGGUAUACUGGUAGCUACAACUAUGGCAGUUAUGCCAACCAGCAUCCUCACUCCAUCCAGAGCCAGUACCCGAGUUUGGCCCACGAGCCAACGAUCCCAGGCCCGCUGCACUACUCCGCCUACCACCGCUCGUCUGCACAGUACCAGCUCAACAGCCAGAUGUCCCGAAUGGAGCCUUGCCUGAUGGGCAGCACUCCUCGGUUGCACCCCACACCUGUCGCCCCCCGGUGGCCAGAUGUGUCACCUGGUAACAGCUGUUACACCAGCCCGCCUAUGCAUUCAUCCCGCUAUGCCACCUCUGGGGAUAUGUACUCACCCCUGGGCCCACGCAGGAACUCAGAGUAUGAACACUCGCAACAUUUCCCCGGCUUUGCCUACAUCAAUGGGGAGGCCACCACCGGCUGGGCCAAAUAGCUUUAAAUCUGAGAGCUGUGAACACUUUCCAAUCAAGUGCAUGAAAAAAAAGGGAACGGAGAGUAAAAUGCGCCAGCGUAAGGUAAAACGAAUCACGGCGUGGACAUUCUGACAAUUUUAAAAUACGCAUUACAUCAAUCACAUCCAAUGAUUGGCUGCAACUUGUGGGGAGGUUUAUUAAAGUUUCUUCAGCAGUCGACAGAAGAAAAGCAAAAUAGCAUUGCAGCAAAAUCAUUUUGAGAGUGCAAUGCUGCUGCCAAGCUGUGCCUUCGAUUUAAGGAAUGUACACCUCUACCAGAGUUUCCCUCGUCCGCGAGGUCGGGCGCACACGCGGUCCCACCAACCCGCCCACCCCUCCGUCAGUGAUGUCAGCAACUGACGGCUCUGCGUGCUCUAAGCUGUACAAUCUCAGUCUCCUCUUGUUGCUCAGCAGCAUCCUGUCGGGAGCCCUCUGCAGCAGAUGCUUGCACUGCGGCUCGAUGAUGAUGAUGAUGGACUGCACUGCCUUAACAUUCUCCUGGGAUACUUAACAUCACAGGUGACCGAUAUAAACUCACGAAAGACCUUGAUGGGUGUGUUAAGGUUUCGUCAUCUUGGAUACUUUUUUUUUGAAAAUGAUGAACGAUGUGACUUAGAAAGAAAAAAAGUGUAUUCUGUCGCAAGCCUUUCUGCUGUUUUUCCGUGACUAUAUAUCUAUACACACGCACACACACACACACACAUAUAUAUAAAUAUAUAUAUAUAUAGUAUGUAUUUUCUGUAACUUUGUAACAUGGUGUAUCCUUUAUUUUCUAUGUUACAAUUGGUACUUUGUUCUCUGUUUUGUAUCACUAGUAAAAGACGCAUUAACCUAGGGUUGUGUGUUCUAUAUAAUGCACUCAAAGCUACUGAGGACCUAUUACCCUAUGGGUAUUUAUAAAAAGGGAAAAAUAUCAAAGUGUACAGUAACAUGAAGUCUAGUCACUUUUCUGUAAAUAAAAGCACUGGAAACCA